This is a messenger RNA of Phaedon cochleariae (mustard beetle), 1749 nucleotides long. Lineage: Eukaryota; Metazoa; Arthropoda; Insecta; Coleoptera; Chrysomelidae. The record is from the annotation of a GenBank genome assembly.
GGGGAAGUUUCCUUCAGAUGAAUUUUCAUGAAAUAAGUUUAGAACUCAUUAGUAUUAUGUUCAUACUGUACAGAAUGGCGAUUAAUGAAGUCCUAGUCGAUUUUAUUUUUAAAAUAAAGCAGUUUCUAAUUUUCGAGGCGGCAAACUGUGACGUAUUUUCUGAAUGUAGUCUGAAUAUAUCAAACGAUUAGGGUUAUGUACGAAAGAUGAUACGAGUGUAUGUAGCUGUCGAACGAAAAAAAUAGAAGAAGAGGAAAACAUAACCUCAAAAAUUCUCUAUUUUCAUUAUUAUAUUUUGUUGUUGGUUGAUGUAAAUACCGAAUUUUCUUACUUGUGUUCAAUAUUCUGAUUCUACUUUUGUGUGUCCAUUGAUUUUGUGUAAACCUUCCUGUAGUGAUAUCAGGGAUAUUUUCAUCUGAAAAUCAUGAAUGUUCUAACAUAUUUUGUGAAGGGUUCGUCCGACAACCUCCCACAAGUGGACUUCAAUAUGAUUCAUGAAUUUUAUAUGAAUAACAUGGAUUACUUGUUUGCUGAAUCUCGAAACACGAAAAAUUCGAGAGCAACCAGAUCUUCUUAUGGUGAUAAUGCAAUUGGAUAUGUCCAACUCAAAAGAGAGUCUCAUAAAUGUACAGUGAAAGCUCGAAUAACACCAGAACAUAGAGAACAUGGCAAGAUGUAUGCUGUAAGUGUUGUGGUGGAUGAAAAUGAAAACAAAAUUCUAUCCAAUUAUUGUGAAGACUGUGCAGCAUCUUAGGGAGGGUGUAAACAUGCCAUCGCAAUUCUAUACUGGCUGCAUAAAAGACAUGAAGAACCCAGUGCCACCUCUACUGAAUGUUAUUGGAACAAACCGAAGCUUUCAAAAGUUGGCUCAACUUCAAAAUGGAUAAAAGCCAUAGACCUUGGAUCAACUCCCUUAAGUGUUGAUGUUCCUAGUGAAAGUAUUUCACAUUUCUGGGAAGAUAUGGUUUCUACAGCUAAAGUUAAGAAAUGCUCUGGACAAAUUUUCAAUUACUUCAGUUCGCCACCAGAAUCCAUGGUUUGUUUAUCUUCGCACCAUCUAUCGGCCAAUUUCAUGAAAACAACUACUGGAGUAUUGAAUGCCUCUGAUUUUUUGUUGUUUUGUGAAAAUCAAAUGGAUAGAAAUGUUUGUGAAAAGGCUGCCAUAAACACAUCCAUCCAAUCCAAGUCACCCUUGUGGUAUGAACUAUGGUAUGGUAGGAUAACAGCUUCCAAGAUUUUAUGAAGCAUCCACUUGUUCCACAUUCGAUGGCUCUUUGAUUGAAACAUUAUUUGGAGCAUACAGUAUUCCAGAAACUUCUGCAAUUGCCAGAGGAAGGCUACUGGAGGAUGGAGUUCUCAGAGUAGUUGAGAAAAAAAUGGGGAUACAAUUGAAAAAAAUUGAAUUGGUGCUAGAUCGAAGAUACCCAGUUUUAGGAGCAUCUCCUGAUGCUAUAAGUGAUGACUAUGUGGUUGAAGUCAAGUGCCCUAGUGAAAAUGAAACAGUAAAAAAUUAUGUUGAGGAAAAUGGACGUUUAACUCCGAAAUGUUAUGGACAGAUUUUUUUACAGAUGGUGAUGUGUAGAAGAGACAAAGGUCUAUUUUGUGUAGCUUCUCCAAAUUUUGAAUCUAAUAAUGAAGUUCAAAUAAUAGAGGUGGAGUUAAAUGAAGUGUUCAUAAAUAUUUUGAUAUCCGAAGCCAUGGAAUUCUGGAUGAUAGCUAUAUUUCCAAAAUUAAUAAAAUGAUGAUGAU